Metarhizium robertsii ARSEF 23 is the source of this 606-nucleotide messenger RNA. Its product is annotated as vacuolar ATP synthase 20 kDa proteolipid subunit. Gene Ontology annotation, molecular function: proton-transporting ATPase activity, rotational mechanism. Gene Ontology annotation, cellular component: proton-transporting V-type ATPase, V0 domain. The record is from RefSeq and is a predicted model, not a curated record. Bases 1 to 606 code for a protein of 201 amino acids. The transcript is spliced from 4 exons. Gene Ontology annotation, biological process: proton transmembrane transport. NCBI's taxonomy places the organism in Eukaryota, Fungi, Ascomycota, Sordariomycetes, Hypocreales, Clavicipitaceae.
AUGAGUCUCACAUAUGGCGUGGGCGGCGUUGCGUCGUUUCUGACAGUGGUGGGAGCUUAUAUGCUCUUUACCGGGAGCGGUGAAGCCUUCAAUGUCGGAGCCUUCCUCGAAUCUGUGUCCCCCUAUGCGUGGGCCGAUUUGGGCAUUGCUCUGUGCAUUGGAUUAUCUGUCGUUGGCGCUGCAUGGGGCAUCUUCAUCACCGGAUCUUCAAUUCUCGGCGCUGGCGUCAAGGCUCCCCGAAUUCGAACCAAGAACCUCAUCUCCAUCAUCUUUUGCGAAGUCGUCGCCAUUUACGGCGUCAUCAUGGCAAUCGUCUUCUCUUCCAAGGUCGACAAGACUGACGUCGUGGCCGCCGCGUCCGCCGAAUCAUACUAUACUGGGUUUGCGCUAUUCUGGUCCGGUCUGACGGUUGGACUUUGCAAUCUCGUCUGCGGCAUUGCCGUGGGCAUUAACGGGUCUGGGGCUGCUUUGGCUGAUGCUGCUGACCCGUCAUUGUUCGUCAAGAUUCUCGUCAUUGAGAUUUUCAGCUCCGUUCUCGGCCUGUUUGGGCUGAUUAUUGGCCUGUUGGUUUCUGGAAAGGCACCCAACUUCGGCGCAACUAGCUAG